This is a messenger RNA of Rana temporaria (common frog), 3068 nucleotides long. It is a transcript of the gene FRS3, whose product is annotated as fibroblast growth factor receptor substrate 3. Gene Ontology annotation, biological process: cell surface receptor protein tyrosine kinase signaling pathway. Bases 359 to 1909 code for a protein of 516 amino acids. NCBI's taxonomy places the organism in Eukaryota, Metazoa, Chordata, Amphibia, Anura, Ranidae. The transcript has 7 exons. The record is from RefSeq and is a predicted model, not a curated record. Gene Ontology annotation, cellular component: cytoplasm.
CUGACAUCACUGCAGCCUCUGCCGGCUGGUCCUCCAGGUGGAGCCGCUCUAUCCCGAGCCUUUUUGUCGUUGAUCCUCCGUCUGUGACCUCUGACCUCGACGGGGAGGCCUGCGCUGCCUGGGGGGCUGCGAUGUGAAUGUGACCGGGGUGGUGAGAGGGGAAGGUGGUGAUGACAGGAGCAGACAUGUAUGGAUGCGUGUAUACUGGAUGUUUAUCAUGUAGCCUUGUUUGGCCUCGCUGGAUCCAGGUCAUCAAGCAAAGAGAUGAUACUCGUAGCCGGGAUCUGUAGACCCUGAACACGCAAAGAAGAAUCCUCACCCAUGGCCACAUCACGAGGAAACCUAAUGCACUGAUAUCAUGGGAAGCUGCUGCAGCUGUCGAGAAGGACUCCCAGACAAUCAUCCUACCAAGUUUAAAGUCACCAACGUGGAUGAUGAGGGGACAGAGCUGGGUUCUGGUAUCAUGGAACUAACACAGACUGAGCUGGUCCUACACACCCGCAAGCGGGAUGCUGUGAGAUGGCCAUACCUCUGUCUUCGUCGCUAUGGAUAUGACUCUAAUCUCUUUUCCUUUGAGAGUGGGCGGCGGUGUCAGACUGGUCAGGGAAUAUUUGCAUUUAAAUGCUCCCGGGCUGAAGAAAUAUUCAACCUCCUGCAGGAACUUAUGCAGCGAAACAGCAUCAGUGUAGUAGAGGAGCCAGUUAUGCUAACCAGGACUGGACAUCCAGUGGAAAUGGACAUGCCUCGUACCCCCCAAACCCCUGGAGCUUUAGGAUACACAGGUUUUCCCAAUGGGUUUCAACAUUUUCCUCGAGAUGGACCAUCUUACCCAUCUGUACGCCACCCAUCAAUGGGGAAUCUCAGACACCCUUCUGUUGGAGAAGAAUCUACACAUGGCUUGAUUACACCAGAUGACCAGUCACAUACCUAUGUGAAUACAGCCAGUGGUGAAGAGGAGACAGGUGGGCGACACUGCAUGCACACUUUGCCCGAGGCACAUGCAUCAUACCAUGAACCUCCAAGGCACAUGCUUGGCCCAGGUUGCUCCAUUGAAGAACGCAAUCCCCAGGUCUUUUUGCAACCAGGAGAAGUGAAGUUUGUACUUGGACCAGCACCAGCCUAUAGACGAAUGCCUCUAAGGGGAGACAGCUUCUGUAGACACCACAGGGACUGUCAGGGCCAUGUCUGUGCUGGUGACAGAGAACCAAUACCACCACAUAACAAUAACAAUGAAUGCAAAGAUCAGUGGAGUUCGCACAAGUGUGCAUAUGAGAAUAUUAAUGGCCUAGUACCACCAGGAAGUAUAGCUCUUCGUAGCCGGACUGGUAAUAGGGGCCUCAAGUUGUCAGCGGAAGGUCUGCCAUACAACAGUUGCUCACAUCGCAGGACGGCAAUGUUACACUAUGAGAAUCUACCCCCUCUACCCCCUGUUUGGGAAUGCAGGUCCAUGCACCCUGUUGAAGAUGAUGAUGAUGAAGAGGAGGAGGAAGAUUCUGCAGAUGCUAUGACUCCAUCUCUUAAUGGUUAUCAUGAUGACCCUGUGCAAAACUAUGUGAAUGCUGAAAGCGCCACUGCAUGUGGUGGUUACCACCACCAUCGUCCAGACUGCCAAACACAUAGGGGUUGCCCAUCUAAUGUUUUCAGUUUUGAUUUCCGACGGCCACGUACAGAGCAAAGGCAACUCAACUAUAUCCAGGUGGAGCUGGAGGGCAAGAGUGAGGGAAAAGGAAGACAAAUCCCCCAGAUUACUUGUACCCCAGCUUCAAAUCAUCCGCCGCGUUGUGCAGACUCUUAUGCUGUCAUUGACCUCAAAAAGACAGCUGCUAUGUCCAGCCUACAGAGAGCUAUGCCCCGAGAUGAUGGCACCUCCAGAAAAACCCGACAUAACAGCACAGACCUUCCCCUGUAAAUGAUGCUGGUUCUAGUGUUGUCUCUCUGACCUUUUACAAAAGCCAUCUCUGCGGCUCUUACCUGUCUUUUCUUUGUUUACUAUAUCUGACUUCUUAAACUGUAGUUUGUGCGGGUUCUGUUUUGUUCCUCUACAGAGCAAACCUUCUAAUACUGACCAGAAUGUGAACACUCGUUUAUCAAGAGGAGAAAAAUGGAGGGAUUGUUAAAAGCUACACAAGGAUACUCCAUAUAUUUUCUCUCUGCAAAUGGGGCCACCUGAACGUCUGACUGAUGACUGCGACCUUGCUGAAAAUGUUCUUGUUGAGUGAAAUGUUUGUGCUUAUUUUUAACAUUCGUUUUUUUUUUAUUAUUGUUAUUAUUUAUUUAAUUUUUUUUAUUACUGUCGCAUUUGUAGAUGGCAUUUUCUGCAUUUACUGAUUUAAUUUAUUUAACUUAUUUUUCUAUUUAUUUUUGUAAACAUCCAUGCCAUAUUGUGCCCUAAGUAAUCGGACUUGCUCCGAAACAGAUGCUUAUGGUCACUACUUUGACCAACAUGCUUCAUUGAUUUGAAGCUUGUACCUCUUGUGAGAGCAUCAAGACAUUAGCAUGUGACAAGCUAAGAAAUGUAUAUACCCCUUGAUCCCAUUUUUGCAUAAUCUAGGCAUAAUCUUAUAUUGAAAAAUAAUCCUUCAUCAGCAUUUGAAAAGGCAAAGUGUAAUAUAUGUACUGUAUAUAUUUGUGUGUGCGCGCGUGUAUGUGUACAAUAGUAGAAUGGGGAGAACUUAAACAUUUCAGAAGCUAAAGAAUAUUUACUAGAUGCCAUGCCCACGUUUUUGCAUUUACUUGAAUGAUAAGUGCCAAAAAUUUAUACUUGUGCCAUUUUAAAAGAAAUCCUUCUAUGUACUGUUACUUAACAUAACUCAUCGGUCACAUUUAGGGUUUCCCAAAUGUACAUAGUGUACAGAUGGAGAAUAUAGCCAGUGUUAAACUCGCUGAACAGCACUCUAGAUGAUGGUUAUUCUACACAUUUUGUCACCUUAUCUUGAAUGAAUGUUUAUAAACCUAGAGAUUUAAAGAGUAAUUAUAUCUUUCUGAAAAAAUUGUUAUUCUGAGGCAGGAAAGGGGUAUUUGCCUAGUUUGUAAACCGUGCAUGAAAUGAUAUUAAAGCUUUUCAGGGA